AUCCAGUCCGCCAUUGCCCUUCACUUGGCUCCCUGGGACGGACUGCUGCCGAAUAUUCGACCAUACCGAUCGUUUGCUACCGACUUUUGUGCCCCGUGGUGUCCUACUAUGACCGUCGCUUCGGUGGUGUGUACUCUGACAAGCCACCCCACGUUCGUUUGAGUUGUGUUCAAAAAGAGAGAUUGUCAAAGGACUGUUUUCGGGACGAGAUUCACCCUAUGCGGUCGACAUAGACAGCAAAUAACUCCAGAGCGCACUGUUGUUACUCGACAAGUACGGGAUGCUGGCAACGAGAGCCGACAAUGUCGUACCUAGCCGCCGCCCAGUCCGCCCUCUUCUACAUACUCGCCUGCACACCAUGCAACCAACUCCACACCGAACAUAGGACGCGGCAGCAGGCCAGGAGGGAGAGGGAGAUGAAGGAGCGCAUCGUGUCGGAACAACCCCACCUGUACCGGCACCCGGACCCUUUCGACACGAAUCCCUACUGGGACGAGGAGAUUCGCAUGGGGCCUAGCUUGCCUAAGAAGAGGAAGGGGAGCGAUGCGAUAAGCAAGAGCCUCAGCCAGCGGCGACUGACAGCGGCAAGCCGAGAUGGCCGCCCGAGCAUUGGCACCGGGAGUAGCGCUGUGAUCAGCAUGUCGGAGAUGGGGUCAAUCGCUAGUCCGAGACCGUCCCUCGGCCCAGCUGACUUGCCCAGUGCCGGGAGCGCCCCGACGGUAGUACCAGAGGAGUACCCGGCAAGCCCAACACUCAGCAAGACGGUAUCGAUAUCAACGAGCGCCGACUGGAACUACAAACGGUAUCAGAGAGAGGAUGAGGAACUGUGGGGCCACGAGCCCACAUGGUCCGGACACAAACUCAUGGACGCCAUCAAACACGCCAGCACCUCGGCCGGCCGCUACAUGGAGUCAAAGCUCGGAUUGGAGAAGCCGAUCACAGACGAGGACCGGCACAACUUCUACUCGACGCCCAGGAAUCCGCCCGUAAACGAAUACCACCCACCCGUCGUCAGCAGCAAGCCCGCUCACAGGGACGCCCUCCGAUGGAUGCUCCAACCACCACCCCCGGCAAAGGUUAUGGAGGGCAAGGUACCCGUCACGAGGAGCGCGAGCAUGGUGAGCGCGGCGUCCAGGAGAACGGUAUCGACCCGGGACGCAGGUUCGCUCGGGAGGUUAGUGGGCGAGAGGGCCGUCGAGGCCAGGAUUCGGAGGGGAGAGACGCCGCUAGAUGAUGAGCUGCGGUCCAACCCAUCCUUAAAGAAAACAAGGUCCCGCGUGUCAUCAGCAAGGAGGACCAGGAGUCGGCGCACAGCGAGGACGAGCUGCUCCUCGUCAGACUCGGAGGACGACUGGGAGCAGGCGAGCCGCAGGAGGCGGCGGACCAGCCACCGUGCCCCCCAGGUGGACUCGGAUACCGAAGACGAGGGGGUGUACGUGUCGAGGAGUCCCGAAUCGAUCAGCAACACCUCGCUGCCGAGCCACGCCGCCCAGAAGCCAAGGCUGCCUACCAUUCUAAGUUCGGGAUUCGACGACAGGGGCUCCUCGGGGAUCGAUAACAACGGACCAGCGCACCCUUUGCGCACAACCACCAACCUUAUCCCGAAGUCGGAGUUGGCCAAACCGAUGGCUCAGCCGACCAUUUCUAUCAACGCCAACAUGGCGAUACCAGCCUAAGCCGCUCGCUAGGACCUUCUUU
Molecule: messenger RNA, 1698 nt
Organism: Chaetomium fimeti
Lineage: Eukaryota; Fungi; Ascomycota; Sordariomycetes; Sordariales; Chaetomiaceae
Exons: 1
Coding region: 303-1676 (457 amino acids)
Source: RefSeq, a predicted model, not a curated record